This is a messenger RNA of Conger conger (European conger), 9212 nucleotides long. It is a transcript of the gene kif13bb, whose product is annotated as kinesin family member 13Bb. The coding region runs from base 473 to 6367 and encodes 1964 amino acids. Gene Ontology annotation, molecular function: cell adhesion molecule binding; ATP binding; microtubule motor activity. The transcript has 41 exons. The record is from RefSeq and is a predicted model, not a curated record. Lineage: Eukaryota; Metazoa; Chordata; Actinopteri; Anguilliformes; Congridae. Gene Ontology annotation, biological process: regulation of protein localization; microtubule-based movement. Gene Ontology annotation, cellular component: adherens junction.
ACUAUGAGCUAUCAAGCCAAGUUUUGUUAACGGAACGAACACACUUAGCGAUCUAUGUUGCUAGCUACUAACGAGUGCACAACCAACUUGAAGGACCUCGUCAGCAAGUCAGCGGGCUUGUGUUAGGAAGUGGACGUGUGUGUAAGCCGGUGGUGGCUGCAAGACCACAGGAAGACAACUGGAGUGGUUAGGCAUCUUGCUAGCUCGUUUCAAAACGUCUUCCAAUAAACUUGGAAAAGCUUGAGAAAAUAGUUACUGAGAAAAUAUGACAGUUUUAUCGCAUGGAAAUAUGGACAACUUUUUUUUAUUUGUUUAAGUUAGGAAGUUGUCAACCAAGACGUGUUUGAUCUUUUAUAUGCAGCCCAACGUGAACGUAAACUGGCCUUACCUAGCUGUGGCACAAGCGAUCCGGUUUUGGUAUAUUGUUCCCUAACGGCUAAACAGACGGACAGUCUGUCGAUCUGCGAGCACCAUGGCUGAAACCAACCUGAAUGACUCCAAUGUGAAGGUCGCAGUCCGAGUUCGACCAAUGAACAGAAGAGAAAAAGACCUGAACACAAAAUGUGUGGUGGAAAUGGAGGGAAACCAGACCGUGCUGCACCCUGCCAGUGGAAACCUGGGCAAAGGAGAUUCCAGGAAUCUACCUAAGGUUUUUGCCUAUGAUUACUGCUUCUGGUCAAUGGACGAGUCUGCAACAGACAAGUUUGCCGGUCAGGAUGUGGUCUUCCAGUGUCUUGGAGAGAGUCUUUUGCACAAUGCCUUUGAGGGCUACAAUGCCUGCAUCUUCGCUUAUGGUCAGACUGGCUCGGGUAAGUCAUUCACCAUGAUGGGCUCGGUGGACCAACCGGGCCUAAUCCCGCGCCUCUGCAGCUCGUUGUUUGAGCGCACGGUGCAGCACCAGAGGGAAGAGGAGAGUUUCACUGUGGAGGUGUCUUACAUGGAGAUCUACAACGAGAAGGUCCGUGAUCUGCUGGACCCCAAAGGGAGUCGGCAGUCUCUGAGAGUGAGAGAGCACAAGGUCCUGGGACCCUAUGUGGAUGGCUUGUCCCGCCUCGCCGUUGCCAGUUACAAGGACAUUGAGUCCCUGAUGUCAGAGGGAAACAAAUCACGCACUGUGGCUGCCACCAACAUGAACGAGGAGAGCAGCCGCUCACAUGCAGUCUUUAUCAUCAUCCUCACGCACACACUGCAGGACCUGCAGUCUGGGACGAGUGGGGAGAAGGUGAGCAAGCUGAGUCUGGUGGACCUGGCAGGGAGUGAGCGGGCAGCCAAGACGGGCGCGGCAGGCGAGAGACUGAAAGAGGGCAGCAACAUCAACAAGUCUCUCACCACUCUGGGGCUGGUGAUCUCAGCCCUGGCAGACCAAGGUGCAGGGAAGAACAAAAGCAAAUUUGUGCCCUACAGAGACUCUGUGCUCACCUGGCUGCUUAAGGACAGUCUUGGAGGGAACAGUCGCACAGCCAUGGUGGCAACAAUUAGCCCAGCGGCGGACAACUAUGAUGAGACCCUGUCCACCCUGCGGUAUGCUGACCGUGCCAAGUCCAUCGUCAACCACGCAGUGGUGAAUGAAGACCCUAAUGCCAGAAUCAUCCGUGAGCUCAGAGAAGAGGUGGAGAAACUCAGAGAUCAGCUGACCCAGGCGGAGUCCCUGAAGGCCCCAGAGCUGAAGGACAGGCUAGAGGAGUCUGAGAAACUGAUCCAGGAGAUGACCGUCACCUGGGAGGAGAAACUUCGGAAGACCGAGGACAUUGCUCAGGAGCGACAGAAGCAGCUUGAGAGUCUGGGGAUCUCCUUGCAGUCAUCUGGAAUCCGGGUCGGAGAGGACAAGUGCUUCCUGGUCAAUCUCAAUGCUGACCCCGCUCUCAAUGAGCUGCUGGUUUACUACUUAAAGGAGCACACGCUUGUUGGUGCGGCUGACUCCCAAGAUAUUCAGCUGUGUGGGAUGGGCAUCCAGCCCGAGCACUGUGUCAUUGACAUCUCUGCGGAGGGAGUCGUAGUCCUCAUCCCUCAUCGCAACUGCCGCACGUGUGUAAAUGGAUCUCCGGUCACCAGCCCAGUGCAGCUUCACCAUGGUGACCGCAUCUUCUGGGGCAACAACCACUUCUUCAGGAUCAAUCUGCCGAAGAGGCGCUCACGGGGUGGAGCCGAGGAAGAUGAGACGGGAGCUGGGGUCAUGAAGAGCAGCAACAGCAGUGAGCAGCUGGACGCGGACGGAGACACGGCGAGCGAGGUGUCCAGCGAGGUCAGCUUCAGCUACGAGUUCGCCCAGACCGAAGUCAUGAUGAAGGCCCUGGGAAACAAUGACCCCAUGCAGGCGGUGCUGCAGAGCCUGGAGCGGCAGCACGAGGAGGAGAAGCGCUCUGCACUGGAGCGUCAGCGGCUGAUGUACGAGCAGGAGCUGCAGCACCUGCGCAGGCGGCUCACCACAGACAAGCAGAGCGCACAGCCGUCUGCGCAGUACCAGCCGUCUGCACAGUACCGCAGCAUGGAGAGGCUAAGCCUGGGUGGAGCCUCCAUCUCCUCACCCAGUGGCCAGAACCGCCUGCGACAGUGGAGCGAGGAGAGAGAGGCAGUGCUGACGAGGAGCCUGCGGAAGCUGAGGGAGCAGAUCGUCAGAGCAAACCUGCUGGUGCAGGAGGCCGGCUUCAUUGCAGAGGAGCUCGAUAAGAGGACUGAGUACCGUGUCACGCUGCAGAUCCCUGCUGCCAACCUCAACGCUAAUAGAAAGCGAGACGCAGUGCUGAGUGAGCCAGCGGUGCAGGUGCGUAGGAAAGGCAAGGGAAAGCAGAUCUGGGCCAUGGAGAAGAUGGAGAAUCGCCUAGUGGACAUGCGUGAGCUCUACCAAGAGUGGAAGGACUACGACGAGGACAACCCUGUUAUGCGCUCCUACUUCAAGCGGGCUGACCCAUUUUUUGACGAGCAGGAGAACCACUGCUUGAUUGGGGUGGCAAAUGUCUUCCUCUCCUGCCUCUUCUACGAUGUAAAACUGCAGUACGCCAUUCCUAUCAUCAACCAGAAGGGGGAGGUGGCAGGGCGGCUGCAUGUGGAGGUGCUGCGAGUGACCGGGGGGUUUGAGGACAGUGUGGCCGGAGGAGAGGAUCCUGAGGGGGAGAUGCUGGAACGCAAGCUGGUCUGCAUGGUUAAGAUCCUCCAGGCCACAGGGCUUCCCCGGUACCUCUCCAACUUUGUAUUCUGCCAGUACUCCUUCUGGGACCAGGAAGAGCCUAUCAUCGUGGCCCCAGAGGUGGACCCCUCUGCCUCCUCCCCAACCAGCAAAGACCCCCACUGUAUGGUGGUGUUUGACAGCUGCAAGGAGCUUGCUGUGACUGUGUCGGAGGACUUCAUCGAGUACCUGACAGAGGGUGCUGUGGCCAUCGAAGUGUAUGGACACAAACAGUCAGACCCACGCCGGAACCAGGCCUUGUGGGACCUGGGCAUCAUCCAGGCCAAAACCCGUACCUUACGGGAUAGGUGGAGCGAGGUAACUCGUAAGCUGGAGUUGUGGGUGCAGAUUCUGGAGCUUAAUGAGGUCGGGGAGUUCAUCCCUGUGGAAGUGGUACCAGCAAGAGAUGUCCGAACUGGGGGCAUCUUCCAGCUCCGACAGGGCCAGUCUAGGCGAUUGCAGGUGGAGGUGCGUUCUGUCCAGGACUCAGGCACCAUGCCCCUCAUUGUCAUGUCGGUGCUCUCAGUCUCCAUUGGCAACGUGGUGAUCCGGCAGGCAUGCCUGUCCAAAGCAAGCGAAUCCCAGAAGGGAGAUGAUGAUGAUGACAUGGACAGCUACCAGGAGCGAGAUCUGGAGCGACUUCGGCGGCAGUGGCUAAUGGCUCUGACCAAGAGACAGGAAUACCUGGACCAGCACCUGCACAAGCUGGUCAGCAAGCCAGACAAGUCUGAAGAUGACAUGGAGCGUGAGUCCCAGCUGCUGGAGUGCCGUCUGACCCUGACAGAGGAACGCAAUGCUGUCAUGGUGCCAUCUGCUGGUAGUGGAAUUCCUGGUGCCCCUGCAGAGUGGGUCACUGUUCCUGGAAUGGAGACUCACAUCCCAGUCCUCUUCUUGGACCUCAGUGCGGACGACUUUAACUCCAUGGACAACCUAGACUCCCCUGGGGCAGGUGGCUGGGAUGCCUCCCUGAGCGGGGAAGAUGAGGACGAAUUCUUUGACCUGCAGAUCGUCAAGCACCAUGAUGAAGAGGUGAAAGCAGAGGCAUCAUGGGACUCCACGGUGCAUGAGUGUCCCCAGCUGAGCCGGGGCACUGCACCAGAGCAGAGAGUGUUCCUGACGGUGCGAACCACCGUGCAGCUCAGCCACCCCGCUGAAAUGCAGCUGGUCCUGCGCAAGCGCAUCUGCGUCAACCUCACCGGCCGACAGGGGUUUGCUCAGAGCUUUCUGAAGAGGAUUUCCCAGAGGAGCACUAUCCCUGGCUGUGGAGUUGCCUUUGAGAUUGUCUCCAACAUUCCUGGGGACGCCCAGGGCUUUGAGGACAGGGAGAUGCUGGCCAGGCUAGCUGCCAACACGGACAACCCCCAGUCAGAAGACAGCGAGGCGGCCAUCGAGAAGUACCUUCGCAGCGUACUGGCUGUGGAAAACAUCCUCACACUGGACCGACUGCGGCAGGAAGUGGCGGUGAAGGAACACUUGGCAAGCAAAGGAAAGGGGCACAGGCGCAGUCUCAGCUCCCCAAACAUACAGAGGCUGUCUGGGAGCAGACAGGAUCUCUCUUCAAAUUACAUGCUCGAAGACAACAAGGGUCGCUGGGAGAGCGACCAUGACAUAUCUACCUUGCCUCAAUCUUCCCUGUCCCAAAACCAGGAUGCAGAACCAGGUCUCUCAGCGCUGGCUGCUUCUUAUUUCUCCCCAGUGAAGGCCUUGGUCCCUCAGAUGCCCAAGUUGCUCAAGUCUCUCUUCCCUGUCCGGGAUGACAAGAAAGACCUGCGCCCAUCUCCCCUCACCCAGCAGGUCACACCACGUAUUAUGGUGCAACCUCCAAGCCUUGAAGAAGGCCCACUUAAACCAAAGCUGGUGGCUGCAGAAGGAGGGAUUGCCAGGGAAGAGCCGAGCCAUAGUGCAGAAAGACCAUCUGAGCAUCCUGAAGCUCUGCUCUCGUUCGCUCACGAGAUGCAAGACACGCCCCUCAGCCCUGAAAGCAAUGCAUCAAGUGGGUACUUUUCCACCAGCAUUUCCACAGCAACACUUUCUGAGGCUUUGGUACUGAGUGGGGACCCAACUCCCACUGUCAGUCAGGAUCCAGCAAAGGUCACCGUGCAAACCAGUCAAGGUGACUACGAGAGCAAGGACAUGACGGGGAGCUCCAGUUCCUCUGUAGAGACAUUAGAGAAGAUCAGGAUAUCUGAGCUGGCUGGCAGAGAGGAACAGUCGAAGAGGACUGGACCCCUAAAGCCCCAACAGGAAGCCGAAAGCAACGGCCAUGCCUCUGCCUCUCCCACUGAAAUAUGGCAAGUCCCUCCCCCUCCCCAUCACCCUGAAAAGCACCACGCCCCUCCUGAAACGCAUCACAGCCCUCCUGAAACGCAUCAUGCCCCUACCCCUGAAAUGCAUCACAGCCCUCCUGAAACGCAUCAUGCCCCUACCCCUGAAAUGCAUCACAGCCCUCCUGAAACACAUCACACCCCUCCUGCUGAAACGCAUCAUGCCUCUACCCCUGAAAUAUAUUAUUCCCCUUCUGCUGAAAUGCAUCAUGCCCCUUCACCUCUCCCUGAAAUGCAUGGUAUGCCUCCUCCAAAAGUCUCCUCCUCUCCCUCGGAAUCGCAGCAUGACAGCGCCACUCCAGUGUUGCCCCCCCAGCAAAAACCAUCAAAAUCUGCAGGGGUGAACCCCUUCAAAAUACAGAAGGUGAAGACCUCUGACCUGAAAUCCUUCACACGCAUCCUGAGUGAAGAUGUUGAGGAGGACGCAGUGAGGGCAGGAGAGGGGGAGGUCCUGGAGACGCUGGAGAUCACCUCAGAUUCGGAGGAGGGGCAGGAUGAGGCCCUCCCUGACUGGCUGAAGGAAGGAGAAUAUGUGACAGUUGGAACCAGCAAGAGUGGGAUGGUUCGCUACGUUGGACCCACCGAUUUUGCUGACGGCAUCUGGGUUGGCGUAGAGCUGGAGACCCCUGCUGGCAAGAACGACGGCUCAGUUGGUGGUCGGCAGUACUUCCGUUGUAACCCUGGUUAUGGUGUGAUGGUCCGACCCAACAGAAUCAGCCGUGGGGACGGAGCUAAGCGACGUGGGGAGAAUCGAAAUAGUGGCAAUUUCUCUCGGUCCAGCCCCAACCUGGCAGCCCUAACAGUGCUGGCCAAAGGUGAGCAGCGGGGUGGGGGCGGGACCCCCCGACGGGGGGAGAACCGCAAGUCCUGGAAUACCUGAGGGAUGGGGGAUCUAGCAGAGAGAUUGCUCCCCUCGAGGGUUCGAAAGAGUCCCACACUGACAAGUCGGCACAAAACAGGCCUACCUUUAUUUAUCUAUGGGGAUGAUGCUGUGUCUAGACUGCUGCUUUAUUACCAAGGAGCAGGGACUGACGGUUCUGUAGGCCGCUGCAAGUCCACGCAGUGGUCGGCUUCGUGGCAACUGCCACCUCUGUGCACUAUUCCUGCUGAACCAAAAUCAACCAUGUCACCUACGGCAUCUCUCAUCAACAUUGACAGAAAUGCACUAUGUUACAGAAUGCACCCGUUCCAAACCCCGUUCCUUACGUCCUACCAUUCAUUUUUAUACAGCCAUUAUUUGCUGGGGGGGGGGGGGGAUUUUUCUGUUGACCUUGUAUCUUCCUCCUUGUCUUCAUAUUGAAUUGAAAAAUAAAAAAUAUAUAUGUGUGUGUGUAUAUAUAUAUAUAUAUAUAUAUAUAUAUAUAUAUAUAUAUAUAUAUAUAUAUAUAUAUUCAUUCAUUCCACAAUGUGCCUUUAUGCAUCCAAUUCGUAUUCUGCCUUGGAGAGAAAAUGCCUUGUUUUAGAUUUUAAGUGAUCUCAGGGAAUGUUAAGAGCAUGAAUGUGCCUUUGAGGGAUGGCAAUUACUGAUCUGAGAAACUUUUGUUUUUGUCAUCGAAACUGAAGACAAGAUCAGACUUUGAAUCUUUUUUUCUACCUUUUAUUCUUCCAUGAAUUUUAUACUAGUCCACAGUGUGAAAUUUUAAACAAAUAAUGGGGAACAAAUUUCGCAAUGUACAAUUCUCCGGUUUCACUUGGGUGCAGGGUAUUGUUCCAAAUGUUGUGUAAAUUUGGGCUGAGAUGGAUAAAUGGGUCAAUUACAUAAUUGUUUUUGAUUCAAAUCCUUAUCUGUGCUCCAUUGAUCUUGCCUGGUGUAAUUGAGUCAACCAAGAGGACCAGAAGGUGGGGUUUGCACUUUUUGAGAGUAUUUCUUUCCAGAAAACCUGAAAAACUCGGUAAAGCACAGAAAAGUAUUUGAAUCCAAAACAAUUACAUAAUUGGCCCUGUUCUGGAGGCAUAUAAUUUCAUUGCUUUUGUAUGCAACAUGUAUGCAUGUAUAAAAUGUAUUGGGAUGUAAUGGUCCUGAAGUGUAUUGGGUCUAUAAUACUGUAUGAAUGCUGUAUGUGAUCUGAGCUGUUUUGGAGAAGAUGUCCUUGAGACUUGAUUACUUGUCAACAUUUUAUAAACCGUAACCUCUUCAUUUUGUUUAAUCAUUUAUCACUUAUGCCGAAUCACUAAGGCAUUGCUUAGGCAAUACAAGUGAAAAAACAAUUCUAACACUACCGGACUAAUUCAUAUUGUUCUAAUAAGCAUCGUUAUAAUGUUGAAGGCAAUUUGCAAUGUGGUUAGAGUGUGGAAGAGAAAACAUAGGAUUGCAGAGAAGCUUUCAAAUCUUCCAUUUUGAUUUUCACACCCUAGAAUCAUUUGGAAAUUGCUUGAUUCAUGUGGAACUGCAUUUACACAUCUCCUUUUAUGAAAAAAUGAGGAUGUGUUUUGUGAUUUCAUCUUUUUAUAGAAUGCGAUCCUGUAGUUAUUGUGCACACUGCACAGUAAUGAAUGCUAUAUACAGUGCAGUCCAUAAGUAUUUGAACAGUGGGACAAUUUCUGUUCUUUUGGUUCUGUACUCCUGCACAGUGGAUUUGAAAUGAAGCGAUGAAUAAUGAGGUUAAAAUGCUACCCUUUUAUUUGAGGGUAUUUACACCCAUAUCGGGUAAUUUAUGUAGGAAUUACAUCCCUUUUUAUACAUAUUCCCUCCAUUGUAGAGACCAAAAGUAAUUGUUCAGUUGGCUCCUCAGCGGUUUCUAAUUAGUUAGGUAUUAGUUUGAUUAGUCAGUCGCUUCCAUGGUGCAUGUAUAAGCAACCGUUCAGUAUCUAGUUUUGAUUCUAGGCUUUUGAUUGCCUUUGGGGUCUUUUAUUGGCAUUUGUGAACAUGGGGACCACAGUUGUGCCAAUGAAAGUCAAGGAAGUCAUUAUGAGGCUGAGAAAUAAGAAAAAACUGAAACAUUAAGAAGAAGGGAAGCAUUGUUAUAUGUUUGGGAUCAUUGCCUUGCUGUGGGAUGAAGCUCUGUCCAAUUAGUUUGGAGGCAUUUGAGUGAACUCGAGCAGAUACGAUGCUUCUGUAAAUCUGUGGCAGCCAAACAUGCUGAAAUUUUAACACCCCCACCACAUUUCACAAAUGAGGCAGAUGCUUUGGUUCUUCGACAGUUCCUUUUAGCCUCUGCUCUUGCCAUCUCUGAUACAAGUCAGCCUUGGUCAAAUCUGUCCACAAGCCUAUUGUUUGGCCUAUUUGAACUCUGCCUGUUCUGUUAUGUACUCAAUCAAAAUCAAAAAGCAAUCAAAAGCCUAGAAUCAAGACACUGAAUAUAAAGCUCAUAUCUGCUCUAUGGAAGUGAUUGAAUACACCUGAGUAAUCCGAAACUGUUGAAGCCAUCAGUCCAAUUACUUUUGGUCUCCUAAAAUGGAAGGAUUAUGUAUAAAAAAAGGAUGUAAUCCCUUCACGGAUCACCCAAUCGGGAUGUAAAUACCCUCAGAUUGAAGGUGACUAUAUUUUUACCUCCUUAUUCAUUGCUUAAUUUCAAAUCCAAUGUGAAUGACUACAGAGCCAGAAGAACAGAAAAUGUACCACUGUCCAAAUAUUUACGGACUGCACUGUAUGUACACUAUGAUUUUAAUGCUUGUAUUUUAAUUUAUUUUGUAAAAUGGAUAUGGCAGACAUUUUAAUUGUACUGAGAAAAAGAUGUAAAAUUCACACAUGAUACUAUGGGGCUCCAAUAAACAUUAUAAAUCAA